Chiroxiphia lanceolata (lance-tailed manakin) is the source of this 737-nucleotide messenger RNA. It is a transcript of the gene SRP19, whose product is annotated as signal recognition particle 19. Lineage: Eukaryota; Metazoa; Chordata; Aves; Passeriformes; Pipridae. Gene Ontology annotation, biological process: SRP-dependent cotranslational protein targeting to membrane, signal sequence recognition; SRP-dependent cotranslational protein targeting to membrane. The record is from RefSeq and is a predicted model, not a curated record. Gene Ontology annotation, molecular function: 7S RNA binding. The transcript is spliced from 5 exons. Gene Ontology annotation, cellular component: signal recognition particle, endoplasmic reticulum targeting. Bases 79 to 531 code for a protein of 150 amino acids.
ACAGCGCCGCUGUCCAAUGGAAGCUCAGGGACGGACCCCUGGGGGAGAGCCCUACGUCGCGGGGGUGGUGCUUCUGUCAUGGCCGCUGCCGCGGGUGCCGCGUCCCCGGCCGACAAGGAGAGAUUCAUCUGCAUUUAUCCAGCAUAUUUGAAUAACAAGAAGACAAUAGCAGAAGGAAGGAGGAUUCCUAUAGACAAAGUAAUUUUGUGGGUGGCUGUUGAAAACCCCACAUCUACAGAAAUCCAAGAUGUAUGUGCAGCAGUUGGAUUCAAUGUGUUAUUAGAGAAAAAUAAGAUGUAUCCUAGAGAGUGGAACAGAGACAUGCAGUACAGAGGUAGAGUACGAAUCCAGCUCAAACAAGAUGAUGGCAACCCAUGUUUACCUCAGUUUCCAACACGUAAGUCAGUGAUGCUGUAUGCUGCAGAAACCAUUCCCAAACUGAAAACAAGAACUCAGAAGAUGGGAGGUAGUGAUCAAAGCCUUCAGCAAGGAGAGGGAGGCAAGAAAGGUAAAGGGAAGAAAAAGAAGUGAGCUCACACCUGGAAUCACUGUAACAUUGCAUAGUUGUACCUACAACAAAUGCAGAUGGACAUGUUGCUGCAGCUUUGAAGUGAGAGAUACAAGCAAGAAAUAAAGAGGGGAAGUUGAAUAGAACUGCCUGCUUUAUCAGAACUGGAAUGCAUUUAGCUGCCUUGCAUCUGUGUAACAAUAAAUCUGUUUUCACACACAACCUGCAA